GGUACGAUAUUCAAUCUGCUUUUAGAUCCGGUUUGGUCUCCACAAAAUCCUGACUCUGUCUUCUUAGCAACUAAAUAUUUCACUGUCUUCCCCAGCUGAUCUCUAACAGUGUCAGCCAACAUGGGUAUCCUGCCUUUCAGUUUCCUCUUCCUUCUCCUCCUCUGCUUCCCUGUCCACACCGAAACAAAGCGGCAGCUCAGUCAGGGAAGACCUGACAAGCCCCGCCAGCCUCCAUCCACACCCCAGCCGGCUAAGAGACCCAGAAACCGUUCAGUUCCUGGCUCUGGAGAGCUGACCACCAAGGAGGGCCAUCGCUGCGUCUGGCAGACGUCUGGUGAAGGCUUGGUGAGCCUGCUAGUGAACUGCAGCACUGAAACACUGGGAGAGCAGAAGAGGUACUGGUGUCGUUAUGCGGGUAAACCAGACCUUUGUCAAGCCUACGGUGUGAAGUCCAGCCAGUACUGGAAGCAGCUGGUGGGGAAGCUGAAGAAGAGACAGAACGCCUGCGAGGGAGAGAAAGUCCUGAAGGCCAAAACCUGCAAGAAGGCUCCUGCUGAAGCCCACAUGAAGCUUGCCACACGCAGCGGAGAGGAUGACAGGAAGGGAGGAAAGGACGGAGGGAAGAAGAAAGGAUCCCCAGCUACAAAGAGCCCAUCAGACGGAGCGAAGGUAGAGAGGAAGAAGAAGAAGGAGGAGGAGGAAGAAGAGAAGAAGAAGAAGAGGGAGGAGAGGACUGGGUUUGAGGAAGAGGGUUUGGUGAAUGAUAUGGAGCCGGUGCAGACUUACUGCAGCGAGGGAUGGCACUCCGUUUGCUCAUUCUUUGUCAAGUUUUUUGAGGGUUGAUGAAGGAAGUGAUGCAAAUGUUAAGUUUUGAUACAUUGUAAUGUGAGUUCACAAUUUGAGGAACAAUCUGUGUAAAAGUUGUUUUUUUGUACAGAAAAGAAAUCCCUCGUUUUCUUAAAAGAAAAUAUUUUACCAUUAGCGUUAAGCUGCAUAUUUGAAGUCAAGAACUUAGCAACUUCUAUGAAACAAGACACUUAAUUUAGAAGUUUUCAUAAGUCAUGAACAUAACACAAAUAAAGCCCCUUGCUUCUCAUAUGAAAAAGUAAAUUGAAGACACAAUUAUUACCUGGCGAACUUUAUUGGUCAUUCUGAUUGGUCAAUACUCAAUGGCAACGGCCAUUUAUUUCUCGACAGCACAAUAUUGCUAUGUAUACAACUCUAAACAUAGACUCUGGCAUACUAACUAUAAUCAAAUCAGUCUGCCGGAAGAAGUAUGGUUAGUUUGACGAUUAUUUUUUACAAUGGGAAAACCAAGAAAAGAGACAGAAACAGUGGAGAAAAGGCAGGAGAGGUUUAAGACACAAAAACUUUAGAGACUGAAGACAGUGCAUGAAGUUAACACUCGACAGAACAUUUAUUACCUGGGAAACUUUAUCAUAUUUAAGUUCAAUCAAAGCUUUCAAUACUGAAUAUGAGCAACAAUUUAUUACAAGCAUCCCUUCAGACCACCACGAUCAGCAUCUGCUGAGGUAAACACACAGCAGGGAUAACAGAUGUAACCAUAUUUUAGAUGAACCAAUCUGAUUAUAUCUGAGCUCACUUUGUGUUAACAAGCAAAUUUAACCUUGACAUUUGUUUUGGUCUUCAAAGUUUGUUGUUGUUUUGGAAUUCUUGAAAGAUUUGUUUAAACUCUGUGAUGUUGGAACUGUCUGACUAACAAGCUUAACUCAACGCUGGUGGUAAACAAUCAUUAAUGUUUAGGCUGGUGGUGAUAGUUGUGAACACUAGAUGUGACUUAAUGUGUUUUUAAUACUUACUUUUUUAAUGUGUAACUAGUAUCUUUUUAAAACACUGUGUUGUUGUACGUGAAAACAAUCUGUUCACUGCUAAAGGUGAAGAAUUUUAACCCUUUUUGUGAAUUCUUUCUUGAAUAAAAG
Notolabrus celidotus (New Zealand spotty) is the source of this 1940-nucleotide messenger RNA. It is a transcript of the gene fgfbp3, whose product is annotated as fibroblast growth factor binding protein 3. NCBI's taxonomy places the organism in Eukaryota, Metazoa, Chordata, Actinopteri, Labriformes, Labridae. Gene Ontology annotation, molecular function: growth factor binding. Bases 121 to 843 code for a protein of 240 amino acids. The transcript is spliced from 3 exons. Gene Ontology annotation, biological process: cell-cell signaling. The record is from RefSeq and is a predicted model, not a curated record.